Messenger RNA from Aspergillus puulaauensis, 2214 nucleotides. It is a transcript of the gene EifCb, whose product is annotated as translation initiation factor eIF3 core subunit b. Gene Ontology annotation, cellular component: eukaryotic translation initiation factor 3 complex. NCBI's taxonomy places the organism in Eukaryota, Fungi, Ascomycota, Eurotiomycetes, Eurotiales, Aspergillaceae. Bases 1 to 2214 code for a protein of 737 amino acids. Gene Ontology annotation, biological process: translational initiation. Gene Ontology annotation, molecular function: translation initiation factor binding; translation initiation factor activity; RNA binding. The record is from RefSeq and is a predicted model, not a curated record. The transcript is spliced from 4 exons.
AUGGCACCCAGCUUCGAUACUUUGUCCGAGCAGGACCUCCACGAAGAGGAGGAAGAGGAGGUUGACUUCUCCGAUCUUAAGGCGCAGUAUGAAGUGAAACUUGAGGAGGGUUUGGACACAUUUGUCGUCAUCGACGGACUCCCAGUUGUGCCGGAAGAAAACAGACAGAAACUCAUUAAAUUCUUGUUGAGGAAACUCAACGCCGUUGGCCACACCUCCGAAGAUGCCGUCUUUAUGCCCAUCAACGAGAAGAACAUGUCCGAAGGAUUUGCCUUCGUCGAAUACGAAACCCCCGAACAAGCCGUCGCCGCCGUCAAGCAACUGCACGGAACUCCCCUUGAUAAAAAGCACACCCUCCUCGCGAACAAGUUGAUGGAUAUUGAGCGCUAUGGCCGAGAAGGACGUAUCGACGAGGAAUACAAGCCUCCGACUAUCGAACCAUUCACAGAAAAGGACCACCUACGCUCGUGGAUCGGAGAUGCCAAUGCUCGUGACCAGUUCGCUCUCUAUCGCGGCGACAAGGUUGGAGUUUUCUGGAACAACAAGAGCAACCCACCGGACAACGUCGUGGAUCGUGCUCACUGGACACAGCUUUUCGUCCAGUGGUCUCCUAAGGGUACUUACCUCGCAUCUGUUCACCCACAGGGUGUGCAAUUGUGGGGUGGCCCUACUUUCGCCAAACAAAAGCAAUUCCCUCAUCCAUUCGUCCAACUGAUUGAGUUCUCGCCUGGCGAGAACUACGUGACUACCUGGUCUGCCCGGCCCAUCCAGGUUGAAGAGGGCAACCCUAUCCUGACUUACGAGGAGGACGGAAAGAACAUCAUUGUCUGGGACAUCGUUACUGGCAAGCCCCUACGGUCGUUUGUUUCACAUGAUCUGGAUGGCCCGGAGAGCGAAGCGCAGCCGAAGAAGAAGGUUCAAUGGCCAGCUUUCAAAUGGUCUGCCGAUGAGAAAUAUGUCGCCAGAAUGCUCCAAGGCCAGUCAAUUUCUAUUUACGAACUCCCGCGGAUGAACUUGCUCGGUAAGACGUCCGUAAAGAUUGACGGAGUCAUGGAUUUCGAGUGGUCGCCCGCGACAGUCAGCCGUGAUAGUAUCAAGCAAUAUGAGCAGCUUCUCUGCUUCUGGACUCCCGAAAUUGGCAGCAACCCUGCUCGAGUUGCUCUUAUGAGCGUUCCCUCGAAAGAGAUUGUCCGAACCCGUAAUCUCUUCAACGUGUCGGAUGUGAAGCUGCACUGGCAAUCCCAGGGUAACUUCGUUUGCGUGAAGGUGGACCGCCACUCCAAGUCUAAGAAGUCUAUGGCCACCAACCUCGAAAUUUUCCGGAUACGAGAAAAGGGUGUCCCCGUCGAAGUUGUGGACAAUCUCAAAGACACCGUGAUCAAUUUUUCUUGGGAACCCAACGGUGGUCGUUUCGUUGCCAUCACGACCGGCGAUGCUGGAGCCGGUGCUUCUCCCAAGACCUCCGUCUCAUUCUUCGCUCCGGAAAAGAAGGGUGUGCAGGCUGGCAACUUCAAGCUUGUUCGAACCAUUGAGAAGAAGACCAGCAAUGCUAUUUACUGGUCUCCUAAGGGCCGUUUCGUCGUUGUUGCCACUGUCCACUCUCAAUCAAGCUUUGACCUUGACUUCUGGGACAUGGAUUUCGAGGGCGAGAAGAACGAGAACGAGAAGGACCUUGCAGCUAACCUACAGUUAAUGAAUACGGUCGAUCAUUAUGGUGUUACAGACAUUGACUGGGACCCCACGGGUCGUUACGUCGUCAGCAGUGCUAGUGUGUGGACUCACUCGAUGGAAAACGGCUUUAACCUUCACACUUUCUCCGGAGAGACCCUCGCCGAGAACCCCACCGAUAAGUUCAAACAAUUCAUUUGGCGUCCUCGCCCCGCCACGCUUCUCAGCAAGGAGGAGCAGAAGCAAGUACGGAAGAACCUCCGCGAAUACUCCAAGGAAUUCGAAGAGGAAGACAAGUACGCCGUCGAUAUUGCCAACACCGCUGUUGUCGAAAACCGCAAGCGUAUUCUCAACGAGUGGGCUGCCUGGAUUCGUCGGGAGAAGGAGCUGCUUGCCGAGGAGAAGGAUGCAUAUGGUCUACCCGACAACGCGGACGAACCCAAUAUUGCCAAGGAUGCGCCGGCCGUCACAGAAGACAAGGGCGAGACAGUGGUCGAGGAAAUUGUGGAAGAGAUUGUGGAGGAAAGCGAAGAGAUUAUUGGUUGA